This is a messenger RNA of Dichotomopilus funicola, 1215 nucleotides long. Its product is annotated as WLM domain-containing protein. Bases 1 to 1215 code for a protein of 404 amino acids. Gene Ontology annotation, cellular component: nucleus. Gene Ontology annotation, biological process: DNA repair. Gene Ontology annotation, molecular function: metallopeptidase activity. Lineage: Eukaryota; Fungi; Ascomycota; Sordariomycetes; Sordariales; Chaetomiaceae. The record is from RefSeq and is a predicted model, not a curated record. The transcript is spliced from 3 exons.
AUGCAGCGAGAAAUCGACCCUCUCAUCGGCUACUACUCGCACUUCAAGACCGCCGAGUAUCCCCGACAAGAUGAGGCCCUCCACCUCCUCAAGCGGAUCGCAUCGAUGGUGAAACCCAUCAUGCGCGCCCACGGCUGGCGAGUCGGGAAGCUCUCCGAGAUGUAUCCCUCCCAGGCCAACCUUCUCGGGUUGAACGUCAACCGCGGCGAGGAGAUCCUGCUCCGCCUCCGCGAGCCCUAUGAUCGCAGCCAGUUCCUCCCCUUUGAGCGAGUCGUCGACACCAUGCUGCACGAGCUCUGCCACAACGUCCAUGGGCCGCACGACGACAAGUUCAACGCCCUGUGGAACGGCCUCCGCGAGGAGCUUGAGGGGUUGAUGAUGAAGGGGUUCACGGGGGAUAACUUCCUCGGUUCUGGCCAACGACUGGGCGGCGGGUAUCUUCCACCCCAGGAGGCGCGGCGUUUGGCCCGCGCCGAGGCCGAGCGGCGCCGUGCGGCGAAUAUGGCGUCCCGGGGUGGUGGUGGUAUCCGGCUUGGCGGUGCUCCGGCGCCGGUACGCAGGGGAGACAAACGUGACGCCAUUCUUGAUUCGAUCGCGCGGCGGAACAGAGUCAGUAAUGCGGACUGUGCCAACAAUAAUCGGUCUGACGAGGAGAUUCGCCAGGCGUCGCAGAGCUGGACCCGUAACGGGUUCCGCACGCGGGCGGAGGAGGAUGCGGCUAAUGAGGCGGCGAUUGCGCAGGCGUUGUGGGAGUUGGUGCAGGAGGAUAGGAAGAAGCUACAGGACUGGGAAACACAGUCCUUCCAUCCUCCCCCACCGAUUCCCUUUAAUACUCGACCACCCCCUGGGCCGCCUCGGCCGCGGUCUCCCGAGCUGAAGAGCUACUGGAGCUGCAAUAUCUGCACGCUGCGCAACCCGACGACCGUCAAUGCUUGCAACGCGUGUGAAACCCCCCGCCCUCCACGGACCUUCCCCGGUCACAAUAACAGGGACAUCGUAGAUCUCACCGAAAGCCCCCCGAAGAAGAGGCCAAAACCUUCCAACUCCAACUCCUUGAAUCGUCGCAGCACGGCACCAGUUUCUGUUGCCGCGGCUGUUGCAACGCCCCCAAUUCCGCCCCGGCCGUCCACGUGGACGUGUUCGUUCUGUAGCAAGGAGAUGGAGAGUCAGUGGUGGACUUGUUCACUCUGUGGCACGAUGAAGAGCAGCUCAUGA